UGUUCCGGUUACGUCAUUGAUGCUCGGCGGAGCCUCUGAUUGGUUACUUUGGUUCGCUUUAGCUGCAGUUAGCCAGUAUUCCUAAAGCCAACAACACAGUUUAGAACAAAUUAAAGCGUUAAACGCUGAAAACAACAUGCAUUUUGGAGCUCAAAUUAAUUUUUUGGGUAAUAUAAAUUAGCUGUCGGUUUGAUUUUAUUUGCUAUUUUAUCUCCGAGGGCAUUGAGGUUGCCUCAGGAGAGAGUGGAGCGGCUAGCCACUAACACAGAGACUUUCCUCAACCAAACCAAGAAGGGUGACACAACAACUCAACUUCUCCACAUACACUCUCUCUUUCGUGUCUUCUGCGAUUAUCAUCUGUCAGGUUGCGUGUGUGUCGAGGUCAUGUGGAGGAAUGCUGUGCUGGUGGCGGUGUUGGCGUUGGGGAUGGGGUAUUUGUACCACACUGACCCGGAGCUGCCGGCCCGCAUGCUAAACUACAUCAGCGAAUCCCUGCCGCAGAUGGAGCCGAGUGGCAGCUCAGAGCUGGAGGAGGCCAUCGCACGCGCCUGGCAGACCCUCAUCACGGCGCCGGCCCGACGCUGGGCGAGAGUGGCAGUGGGGGUGAAUGCCUGUGUGGAUGUGGUGGUGUCUGGGGUGGGGCUGCUGCAGGCGCUCGCUCUCGAACCUGGAUCCGGCAGAGACCACGAGAUGCUACACAACAAAGAGGACCUGAAAGAGGCCUUCGUCCACUACAUGGGGAAGGGUGCCGCCGCAGAGCGCUUCUUCUCAGAUAAGGAGGUUUUUCAAAGGAUCGCACGGGCGGCUGCAGAAUAUCCCGGCGCUCAGCUUUAUGUGGGUGGAAAUGCUGCUCUUAUUGGCCAGAAACUGGCGUCUAACCCAGAACUCGUGGUCCUGUUGUGUGGUCCGGUGGGGCCGAAGCUUCAUGAUAUGCUGGAUGAACAGAUCGUAGUCCCGCCCGAAUCUCUACAGGAGACAGAUGAGUUCCACCUCAUUCUGGAGUACAUGUCAGGUGAACAGUGGGGUUCUUCACGAGCUCCUCAGGCUAACCGCUUUAUACUGUCUCAUGACGUGUCCAAUGGUGAAAUGAGCACGCUGGAGACAUUCGUGGCCAGUCUGGAGGAGUUCCAGCCGGACCUGGUGGUUCUGUCCGGACUGCAUAUGAUGGAAGGAAUGGGCCGGGAUCUUUGGGAGGAACGACUGAAAGAGGCAGUGGUUGCCAUCUCAGAUGUGAGGAACGAGGUGCCCAUCCACCUUGAGCUGGCUAGUAUGACAGACAGAGACUACAUGAACCGGAUCCUGCAGGAGCAGGUCAUGCCCAUCGUGAACUCCAUCGGUCUGAACGAACAGGAGCUGCUGUUUUUGGCUCAGUCCGGAGGCGGACCUCACGCCGACCUCACUUCCUGGGACGGCAUACCCGACGUGGGCCGCGUCAGCGACAUCCUGCUCUGGGUCCUGGAGCAGCACGGCCGAGCGGACCCAGAAUCCGAGGCCGAUCUGACCCGGAUCCACUUCCACACGCUAGCGUACCACAUCCUGGCUACGGUGGACGGCCACUGGGGGAACCAGGUGGCGGCGGUGGCCGCGGGCGCUCGUGUGGCCAGCAGUCAAGCCUGCGGCCUGCAAGCGGUGGAUAUUACAAAGGUGGUCCUCAAGGCGCCUUUGAACUUCCACAGCUCCUUCUCAGAGCCGAGGGAGAGCCUAGCGGUGGACCCGACCCGACCGGUCACCAUGUGGCGCAGAGGGAACGUCUCGUUCCAUCUCACGCCGGUCCUGGUGUGCAAACAGCCGCUUAGGACUGUGGGAUUGGGCGACGCCAUAUCAGCCGAAGGACUUGUGUUUUCAGAGGUCACGCCUCGGCCUGAGCUCUAAGAGACGCCUCUCGUCCAUGCUGUUGAAGACACGUCCUCGUCGUUAGAUCCUAAAGCUGGAGAAACAGACUCACAGGGCAUCAAACGACAGAGCAAAACCAGUUGGAGAUGCAGUGCACUGUCCUUUUGUUGUUGCUACUUUUGUCUGAAAUUGUGAAAGACAACACAAUGAACCAGCCGCUGCCAUUUUUUUUGAACGGUUAAUUUAACCAAAAAUGAACGUUCGGUCAUCAUUCGCUCACCUAAACGACCUUCUUUAUUCCAAAAGAAAUAGUGCAGAAGUCAAAUGGUUUUAGGCAAGUAAAUGAUGACAGAACUUUUAUUUUUGAUGAACUACUAACUUUUUUUAAAAUUAUGAUAAGAGAUCAUACUCAACAGGUGCAGAAGACCUGCGGCUGCUAUUGGGACGGAUGAAAGCGAACGAGAGAAUUAUUUUAGAGUCUUAUAAACAUCUCAAAUCUUCAUUGAAUUCCUAAACACUCCUUCAUUUGGUGUAUGAACGUUAAUACGUAGCAGAACCAGAAGGCCGUCGAUGCACUUCAGGUUAACCAGGUUUAUCCAGUGAUGUAUUUUUUUAAAUCUAGGUAACGUGAGGCUCUCUUAUCUUAAUGGAAUUAAGCAGAAGUAAUUAAAGCAAUGUUCCCAGGGUCAACCUGAAAGUCGAAAUAAUUCCCGAAUAGUUAAUAGUUUAGAUCACCAGCUUCCCUCGACGGUGUUGUGGCCAUUAUUCAGUGCACAUAUUAUUAAGUACCAUUCGUUAUUCUAGUCUUAAACGUAUCUUAAUGUUGUUAAGGCUGGAAAUCUAGCUGUAGGUUUGUGUACAUUGGAGCCAGCAUCAUUUGUAUAUAAUAAGAAGAGGAAUCGUAAUUUUCUUCCAUCCAUUCAGGUUUGAUCAGCAGGUUAUCUGUGUGAAUCAUGUACUGUAGGUGGCGUUAAUGAUGACUGUUUUAUGAUGCUUCCUGUUUUUAAAGGUUACAUGAAUCUGUAUAUACAAAAGACGUCAUUUAUUCUUAUUAGUCAAAGGUUUUCAGCCAUGAUGUACCAUCCAAACACCUUUGACGUAUGACUUUUAAUGUUUUAUUUGGGACGUACUAAUUAAUCUCGAUUAUGUGAAUUGUCAUCUGUCUUAACCCAGCCUUAAAGUUUGACAAGCCCAUCUGAGGCUUUUUAACGAAUGCAUAGUUGUAGAAGCGUUGAGCAGUGUUUGUAAAGCAGUUUUGAAGUUAAUGAACCACGAAUGCUUUUAUGAACAGUUUACACACAAAUGUGUUUGUGUUUCGUGAAUAAGGCAAGAUGUUCAAAAUGCCUCGGAUCAUGAACCUCAUGGAUUCGUUCUGUAUUUCUGUAACACUUCGUAUUGAUGCUGUUAGUUUCUCAAACCA
Sinocyclocheilus grahami is the source of this 3253-nucleotide messenger RNA. Its product is annotated as ADP-dependent glucokinase-like. NCBI's taxonomy places the organism in Eukaryota, Metazoa, Chordata, Actinopteri, Cypriniformes, Cyprinidae. The record is from RefSeq and is a predicted model, not a curated record. Gene Ontology annotation, molecular function: ADP-specific glucokinase activity. Gene Ontology annotation, cellular component: endoplasmic reticulum. Gene Ontology annotation, biological process: glucose metabolic process. The transcript is spliced from 9 exons. Bases 385 to 1872 code for a protein of 495 amino acids.